This is a messenger RNA of Seminavis robusta, 609 nucleotides long. The record is from the annotation of a GenBank genome assembly. Lineage: Eukaryota; Bacillariophyta; Bacillariophyceae; Naviculales; Naviculaceae.
AUGAUGCACAAGAGACGUCAAGACGGAGGUUCCACUCUUCCAUUGAAAAAGAGGAUUCGAAGAAAGCAAGGUGUGAGCUUUGGUCGUAAUACCUGCCGCUUGUACAACGCCAACAUGAGUGAAAAGGAGAGGAGCAGGGUUUGGUACAAAGCCGAAGACUACAAAAGGAUUCAGUCCGAUAUCCAAGCCGACCUGCGUGGCUCUGUGGCCAUGCACAGAAGCAAACAUCAAUAUAUGGACAGAAAACCAAGUGAGGACCUCUGCGUCCGUGGACUAGAGUCUCUGCUGAGCGGUCCAAUGCAUUCCAAAAGACAUCGCCGUCGCUACUUUGUGGACUACUUUCUUCACACGCACAGAAACAUGAAGGUUACGAAUUCGGACGAACUACGCUCGCUGGCUCUUUCUCUCAGUGGACACGACCAAAGCCGUGCACAGUACAUUGCCGAUUAUGAUGCUUACGAAGCCUACAAGGUGCACAACGAAUCGAGAUUGUUUCAGCCCCACCGCGAUGUCAUGGCAAUGGAGGCAUUUGAAGAGUUUGACAAUGUACCCAAGGCGACCAUUGGGGCACGUCGCGGGGAAAGGAUCAUCGUACCUCCCAUCGCCUAG